AUGGUGUUGCGGAGUGUUAGGCAAAGGAUGUUCAAGUUGAAUGACUUGGUCUUGAGGAAGGUGGUUGUGUCCUGCCAAAAACAAAAAAGAAGCUUGGCGACAAGUUAUGGACGACUUGGAAAGACUGAACUGGUUUUUGAAGUUGAAAUGGAUUAUUCUAUUCUUCUAUUGUGCAAAUAUGGAUCCUAUAGUCUUGUUGUUAAGGUGACAGAAGGCUAUCAAUUUGACGAUCUUAUUGGAAGUAUUUCUAACAAGUGGAAUGGUUUGGUAUCAAUGAGGUUGUUGUAUUCUGUUUGUGAUCAUCGUAAUAUACUCCUUGAGAAUGAUGAUGAUUUUUGUAAUAUGAUGGAUUUAGCUGCUGCAUAUGGUGCUCGUUGUGUCGAGGUAUCAGUUGAAGAUGGUAAUUGUAGAAUUAGGAGCCGUUUUGAAAUUGGUGAAAGCAGUAGUAGCAAUGGAAAUGGUGGAGUAACUAGUAGUUCACAUUCUGAAAUUGUUGAGGAUCCUCUUGAAAAGUUUUGUCCUCAUCAUGAGACAAAAAGACUUUCUGCUGAUUGGGCGUAUUUGAUUAGUCAUGUUGGUCAAGAAUUUGGAGGUGGUGUUAAGGAUUUUAGGUUAUCUUUGUGUAAGUAUGCAAUUGAAGUUGGAUUCAGGUUCAAGUAUUUGAAGAAUGACCAAUCAAGAGUGACAACUGAGUGUGCUUUUAAGGCAGAUGGGUGUAAAUGGUUUGUUCAUGCAAUUCUAGACAAAUCAAAUCAAUUUUUUUGCAUUAAGGUGCUUGAAAAAGAACACAGAUGUGGUGCUACAAUUUGUAAUUCAAAAAAUUCUCGGAUGUCUUCAAAGCUUGUUGCAGAAGAAGUUCGUGAUGAAGUUCGUUCAAAGGCGUCGUAUAAGCCUAUAGAUGCUGUUAGAUUCUUCAGACAACGAUACGGUACUACAAUCGGUUAUCACCAUGCAUGGUUAGGUGUUGAGAUGGCGAACAAUGAUACUCAAGGUGAUUAUGCAUUGUCAUUUAACAAACUUCGAUUGUAUGCGGAGGUAGCGAAGGAGAAAAAUCCCGGUAGUGUUGUGGACGUUGAAUGCUGUGAAGAUAAUCGGUUUCGAAGGUUAUUUGUGGCAUUCGAUGCAUGCAUCAAAGGAUUCAACUACUGUCGGCCUUUUUUGUGUCUUGAUGGUACUUUUUUGACAGGGAGAUAUAAGGGAACUGUGCUCGCAGCUGUGGGGAAGGAUGCUGAUAACGGCUUGUUUUCGGUUGCUUAUGCUGUUGUUGAUUCCGAGACCGACGAUAAUUGGCUUUGGUUUUUGUUGAAGUUGAGAUCUAUUCUGUCAGCUCGUGAACUUACUUUCAUAACAGAUCGCCAUACUGGUCUUGUGAAGCAUGUGCCAGAGGUUUUCUCAAACGGAUAUCAUUCUUAUUGUCUGCAGCAUUUGAAGAAUAACUUGAGGGAUAAGAUGUCAGGAAGAGCACCUAAUGGUUUUCGGGAACGAGUAGUGAGUCUCUUCAAUGAUUGUGCUCUUGCUCCUACAGUAUUAGAUUUUAAAAACUGUGUAAACGAAUUGUUUGAGGUCGGUGGAGACAGAGCUAAGGAGUUUGUUGCUUCCAUUCCGGUGUAUAAUUGGGCAAAUGCAUAUUUCCCAAGUAAACGAUAUGGGGAAAUGACCUCAAAUGCUGUGGAGUCUUUCAACAACUGGAUUGUUGAAGCUCACUAGGAGGCCACGUGGUAGACCCAAGGUUGCAAGAAUCCGGUCAAGGGGUGAGAAGGUGAGGCAAAUAAGGUGUGGCAGGUGCAAGAAGUUAGGAAAUCAUAAUAGGAAGAGAUGUAAGGAAGCUUGUGAUUGAUUCAUUGUGUUCUAUUGUUGAUUCAUAUUCAUUGGACAUUGAAUGAAAGGUUGAACGUUGGCUGAGAUAUUGA
Messenger RNA from Rhododendron vialii, 1910 nucleotides. RefSeq lists its product as uncharacterized. Lineage: Eukaryota; Viridiplantae; Streptophyta; Magnoliopsida; Ericales; Ericaceae. The transcript is spliced from 4 exons. The record is from RefSeq and is a predicted model, not a curated record. Bases 1 to 1707 code for a protein of 568 amino acids.